UGAUGGCCGCCUUCGGGCUCCUCAGCUACGAGCAUCGCCCGCUCAAGCGCCCGCGCCUCGGGCCGCCCGACGUUUACCCGCAGGACCCGCGCCAGAAGGAGGAUGAGCUCACGGCAGUGAACGUAAAGCAAGGCUUCAGCAACCAGCCCACCUUCCCUGGAGAUGAGCAUGGGUCUGCCAGGAAUAUUGUCAUCAACGCCUCAAAGAUCGGCGCUUACUUCAGCAGCAUCCUCGCAGAAAAGCUCAAACUGAACACUUUGCAGGACACGGGGAAGAAGAAAGCCCAAGUAAAUGCCAAAGACAACUACUGGCUGGUGACUGCUCGAUCCCAGAGUGCCAUUCACAGCUGGUUCACAGAUUUGGCAGGAAGCAAGCCCCUGACUCUCUUAGGAAAAAAGGUUCCUAUUCUCAGUAGAAAAGAAGAUGUUUUUGCUUACUUAGCAAAAUACUCUGUGCCACUGCUGCGAGCAGCAUGGCUGAUCAAAAUGACAUGUGCCUACUAUGCUGCUAUUUCUGAAGCUAAAAUCAAGAAACGCCAGGCCACUGACCCAAAUAUUGAAUGGACUCAAAUUGUAACCAAAUACCUCCGAGAGCAGCUGGCAAAGGUUGCUGAGUUCUAUCAUGGGACUUUGAGCCAAGGCAACGGCUCUGUUGUGAUGCCUCCAGAGAUGGAACAAGCCCUGAAGCACUGGGAAUACAAUGAAAAAUUGUCAUUUUAUAUGUUUCAGGAAGGAAUGCUCGAGAGACACGAGUAUUUGACGUGGAUACUGGAUGUUUUAGAAAAAAUCAGGCCCACGGAUGAUGAUCUUCUGAAGCUGUUGUUGCCGCUGAUGUUGCAGUAUUCAGAAGAGUUUGUUCAGUCAGCUUACCUGUCCCGUCGCCUGGCUUAUUUCUGUGCCAGACGCCUGUCCUUGUUGCUCAGUGAUGGGCCCAGCCCUGUAGCUGCCCACUCCCCUCAUCUGAUCCUUGGACCAAGUACCCCUGCCCUGGCCGUGCCCAGCCCGAGCACCCCUGGCCCUGGGGUGGGGCUGGCACAGCUGCCCUGCUCCGACCUCCUGGCCUGCCCCCAGCACCGUGCCCUGGUGUACGGGCUCAGCUGCGUGCUGCAGACUGUAACUCUUUGUUGCCCAAGUGCCUUGGUGUGGAAUUAUUCCACAAAUGAAAAUAAGAACGUUAAUCCAGGCUCACCUCUGGAUUUACUUCAAGUUGCUCCAUCCAGUUUACCUAUGCCAGGUGGAAAUUCGGCAUUUAAUCAGCAGGUUCGGGCAAAGGUUUAUGAAGUGGAACAGCAGAUAAAGCAGAGAGGCCGUGCUGUGGAGGUGAGGUGGUCGUUUGACAAGUGCCAAGAGUCAACUGCAGGGGUGAUCAUCAGCCGGGUCCUGCACACCUUGGAAGUGUUGGAUCGGCAUUGUUUUGACAGGUCAGAUUCCAGCAAUUCCAUGGAGACACUUUAUCAUAAGAUCUUCUGGGCAAAUCAGAGUAAGGAUAACCAAGAGGUUGCCCCAAACGACGAGGCCGUGGUGAUGCUGCUCUGUGAGUGGGCUGUGAGCUGUAAGAGGUCCGGGAAGCACAGGGCCAUGGCUGUGGCCAAGCUUCUGGAGAAGAGGCAAGCAGAGAUUGAGGCAGAAAGAUGUGGUGAAUCUGAAGUCCUAGAUGAAAAGGAAUCUCUGUCUUCAGCCUCCUUGACAGGUUCCAGUCUUCCUGUUUUCCAGAAUGUCCUGCUAAGGUUUUUGGAUACACAAGCUCCCUCGUUAUCUGACCCAAGCAGUGACCAUGAGAAGACAGAGUUUGUGAAUUUGGUGCUGCUUUUCUCGGAAUUCACUCGGCACGAUGUUUUCUCCCACGAUGCCUACAUGUGCACUUUAAUAUCUCGUGGGGACUUGUCCAUCACUGCAGCUCCCAGACCACACUCCCUUAAUGGGGAAGCUGUAGAUGAACAUUAUUCAAAGGAUCAUGAUGUGAAACUGGAGAUCUCUUCUCCGAUGCCUGGGGAGUCUCGUCAGAGUGUGACCCCUUCCUUCGAGAGAAGGAUCUCAGUCCCGAGCGAGAAGUCAGCCAAGAGGGAGAGGCUGAGAGAGCUGAUUGUGCCAUCCACCUAUGACCUCCUUCGGCACCUGCAGUACGCCACACACUUCCCCAUCCCCCUGGAUGAGUCCUCCAGCCACGAGUGUAACCAGCGCAUGAUUCUCCUCUAUGGCGUGGGUAAGGAGCGGGAUGAAGCGAGGCACCAGCUGAAGAAGAUCACCAAAGACAUCCUCAAAAUCCUGAACAAGAAGAGCACUACAGAAAUGGGUGUGGGGGACGAAGGGCAGAAGGCCCGGAAGACCAAACCAGAGGCGUUUCCAACCCUGGAGACUGUGUUCACAAAACUACAGCAGCUGUCCUAUUUCGAUCAACAUCAGGUGACAUCCCAGAUCUCCAGCAAUGUCCUCGAGCAGAUCACCAGCUUUGCCUCGGGAACGUCGUACCACCUGCCCUUGGCUCACCACAUCCAGCUCAUCUUCGACCUCAUGGAGCCAGCACUGAACAUCAACGGACUGAUAGACUUCGCGGUGCAGCUGCUGAACGAGCUGAGCGUGGUGGAGGCCGAGCUGCUGCUGAAGUCGUCCAGCCUGGCCGGGAGCUACACGACGGGGCUGUGUGUGUGCAUCGUGGCCGUGCUGCGGCGGCACCACGCCUGCCUCCUCCUCAGCUCCGAGCAGACCGCCCAGGUCUUCGAAGGGUUGUGUGGGGUAGUAAAGCACGUCGUGAAUCCCUCUGAGUGUUCCUCCCCAGAACGGUGCAUUUUAGCUUACCUGUACGACCUGUACGUGUCCUGCAGCCACCUGAGAAGCAAGUUUGGAGACCUGUUCAGUAGUGCCUGUUCCAAGGUGAAGCAGACGAUCUACAGCAACAUCCAGCCCUCAAACUCCAACUUGCUGUGGGACCCAGAGUUCAUGCUGGAUUUCCUUGAGAAUCCCUCUGCUCUCAGCAUUAACUACUCGAUGCUGGGCAAGAUCCUGAGCGACAACGCGGGGAACCGCUACAGCUUCGUGUGCAACGCGCUGCUGAGCGUCUGCAUGGGCCACCAGGACCCGGGCAGGAUCAAUGACAUAGGGAACCUGUGUGCAGAGCUGACGUCGUGCUGCACCCUGCUCAGCUCGGAGUGGCUGGGGGUGCUGAAGGCUCUGUGCUGCUCCUCAAACCACGUCUGGGGCUUCAACGAUCUGCUCUGCAGCGUGGAUGUGAGUGACCUGUCGUUCCACGACUCCCUGGCCACGUUCGUGUCCAUCCUGAUCGCCCGGCAGUGCCUUUCCCUGGAGGAUGUUGUCCAGCACGUUGCACUGCCUUCCCUCCUGGCAGCUGCCUGUGGGGAUCUGGAUGCUGAGCCUGGGGCCAGGAUGACCUGCCGGCUGCUCCUGCACCUCUUCAGGACACCCCAGGUGUGCCUCUUUGCCCAGGAGACAGGGAAAUUAUUUCCUGGAAUUCGUUCUUCCUGUGACCGUCACCUCUUGGCUGCUGCUCACAACAGCAUCGAAGUGGGAGCUGUGUUUGCAGUUUUGAAAGCAAUUCUGAUGCUUGGUGAUGCAGAAAUUGGCAGCAACAAUGUCAGCUCCUUGAAGAGUGAAGAGUUUCAUGUGAGAGGCUUCUUAGAUGAGCUCAAUGAGGAGGAAAUCUGGGGUUCCUCUCAUGCUUUGAAAUCCUGCAGAAAAACUGUUUCCAUGGAAACCGCCAGUCUGAGCGAGUACGCGAGAUACGUGCUCAGAACCAUCUGCCAGCAGGAGUGGGUCGGAGAGCACUGUUUGAAAGAACCUGAGAGGCUGUGCACUGACAAAGAUCUUAUUUUGGAUCCCGUUCUCUCAAACAGACAAGCACAGAAACUCCUUCAGCUUAUCUGUUAUCCUCAUGGCAUUAAGGAGUGCCCCGAGGGUGACAACCCUCAGCGGCAGCACAUCAAGCGCAUCCUUCAGAACUUAGACCAGUGGACUCUGCGGCAGUCGUGGCUGGAGCUGCAGCUGAUGAUCAAACAGUGCACGAAGGAGCCCGGUUCUGGGGCUGUGGCUGAAAUGAACAGCUUGUUGGAUAAUAUCGCAAAGGCGACAAUAGAGGUGUUUCAGCAAUCCGCUGAGCUAAACAAUAACUCUUCUAACUCUGGUAUAGGCCUCUUCAGUCCAAACUCUGUUGGAAAUGCUGACACGAGUAAUACAAGACAGAAUGGUAAAAAGACAUUCCUAAGUUCCUCUGAGAGGCGAGGAGUGUGGCUGGUGGCCCCCCUGAUUGCCAAACUGCCCACCUCGGUUCAAGGGAGGGUCUUGAAAGCUGCGGGAGAGGAGCUGGAGAAAGGGCAGCAUUUGGGGUCAUCUUCUAAGAAGGAAAGAGAUAGACAGAAACAAAAAAGCAUGUCCCUGCUGAGCCAGCAGCCUUUCCUGUCACUGGUACUCACUUGCCUUAAGGGACAGGAUGAGCAACGGGAAGGGCUUCUCACAUCCCUGCAGAAUCAAGUUACUCAGAUCCUCAGUAACUGGAGGGAGGAACGGUACCAGGACGAUGUCAAAGCCAGGCAGAUGAUGCACGAAGCCCUGCAGCUGCGCCUCAACCUGGUGGGUGACAUGUUUGACACAGUGCAGAGGAGCACCCAGUGGACCACAGACUGGGCCCUUCUGCUCCUCCAGAUCAUCACCUCAGGGACUGUGGAUCUGCAGACCAACAAGGAAUUGUUCACGACUGUGUUGGACAUGCUGGGGGUCCUCAUCAAUGGGACACUCGCCUCGGACCUGUCCAGUGCCUCCCAAGGAGGGCCUGAGGAGAACAAAAGGGCUUACAUGAAUUUAGUGAAAAAAUUAAAAAAGGAGCUGGGGGACAAGAGGUCCGAGAGCAUCGACAGGGUCCGGCAGCUGCUGCCGCUGCCCCGGCUGACGUGUGACAUCGUGGCCUGUGAGCCCACGGGGUCCCUCAUCGACACCAAGGGCAACAAGGUCGCGGGCUUUGACUCCAUUGACAAGAAACAGGGUCUUCAGGUGUCAUCCAAACAAAAGGUGUCCCCUUGGGAUUUAUUUGAAGGUCACAAAAACCCUGCCCCUCUCUCCUGGGCAUGGUUUGGGACUGUUCAUGUGGACAGGAAGGUGAUCAAAUACGAGGAGCAGCAGCACCUGCUGCUGUACCACACACACCCCAAACCCAAACCACGCAGCUACUACCUCGAGCCCUUGCCCCUUCCUCCAGAGGAGGAGGAGGAAGAGCCCACCACACCUGUGUCUCAGGAACCAGAAAGAAAGCUGGGAGAGCUCUUGGACCAGGGAAAACACGCCACGGAUGACGAGAAGAAGGCAAAGGGCAGGAAGCGGAAGUCAAAGUCGAGCUCCAGGGCUGAGGACUACCCCCGGCCCAGCCUGUACAGAGUGCCUCCCUCCUGCUCCCCGCCGCCGAUGGCUCACGCAGCCCCCCCGGCCCUGUGGGGGUACAGCCUGGGGGGGCCCCCCCUGCAGCCCGGCUUCUUCCUGCAGGGCCAGCCCCUGGCUCCAGGUGGUUCCGGGGUGGACUCAACAGGCUCCUUUGUGCCAGUGAACACGAAGCAAGCUCUGUCCAACAUGCUGCAGCGGCGCUCGGGCUCCGGGAUGCAGCCGCCCUCGGUCCCUGGGAUCCCACCCCAGCAGCAGCUGCUCCAGAGGAAGCUCCUGCAGGAAGAGCAGCAGCAGCUCCUGCGGCAGCAGGUGCAGGCACGGGCUCUCCAGCAGGGCCAGCCGAUGGACCAAGCUGCAGUUUUCGCUCCGCAGGCUCGACCCCCGUCCCAGCUCCCUCAGUACUCGGGGCUGCAACAGGCACAGAGCCUUCCCCACGGAUACACCCUGUUCGGCAGCGCGGUGCCGGCGCAGCAGCAGCAGCAGCCCGUCGUGGGGCUGUCCCCCGUCGUGGGGCUGUCCCCCGUUGUGGGGCUGUCCCCCGUCGUGGGGCUGUCCCCCGUUGUGGGGCUGUCCCCCGGCUGCCCCGCGCUGAUGGAGCUGCGGCAGGACCGGCACCCCGCGUACCUCCCGCAGCAGCCGCACACCUACGGCCCCGCCGGAGCCCCGCGACUGAGCCAUCAGCCUUUGCAAACGGGUUCCCUGGUUGGAGGGGGACUGGACGGCGCCUUGGCCGUGGGGCCACACCCUGGGCUGAGCACAGGGCAGCCGCUGGAGCCGGGCAGGCAGAGGCAGCAGGGGCUCUUCCAGGUGCAGCAGCAGGAGCAGCUGGCUCUUGGACUCCAGCCCCUGCAGGCACAGCAGCCGCUGUUCCCCAGGCCGGGCCUGCAGCAGACCCCGCAGCAGCAGCAGACGGCGGCGCUGGUCCGGCAGCUCCAGAAGCAGCUCUCCAGUAAGUGUGUGCACAGACUGUGGAAAUGUGUGUUUGAACACGAAAUUACCUUUCUGGAGAUCUCCUGCCUAUUCACCUGCUACCAGAUGUACACGGAGGUCGUUCACCCACUGGCAGUGGUCACUGCAGACUGA
Lepidothrix coronata (blue-crowned manakin) is the source of this 6464-nucleotide messenger RNA. RefSeq names its product mediator complex subunit 12 like (gene MED12L). Bases 3 to 6464 code for a protein of 2153 amino acids. The transcript has 43 exons. Gene Ontology annotation, biological process: regulation of transcription by RNA polymerase II. The record is from RefSeq and is a predicted model, not a curated record. Gene Ontology annotation, cellular component: mediator complex. NCBI's taxonomy places the organism in Eukaryota, Metazoa, Chordata, Aves, Passeriformes, Pipridae. Gene Ontology annotation, molecular function: transcription coactivator activity; beta-catenin binding.